Messenger RNA from Oreochromis aureus, 4961 nucleotides. It is a transcript of the gene gbe1b, whose product is annotated as glucan (1,4-alpha-), branching enzyme 1b. Gene Ontology annotation, molecular function: cation binding; hydrolase activity, hydrolyzing O-glycosyl compounds; 1,4-alpha-glucan branching enzyme activity. The record is from RefSeq and is a predicted model, not a curated record. NCBI's taxonomy places the organism in Eukaryota, Metazoa, Chordata, Actinopteri, Cichliformes, Cichlidae. Gene Ontology annotation, cellular component: cytoplasm. Bases 838 to 2991 code for a protein of 717 amino acids. The transcript is spliced from 16 exons. Gene Ontology annotation, biological process: glycogen biosynthetic process.
GAGUUUGUUUCUUUAGAGACAUGAAAAGGCAGUGAGCAUAAUUGGGAUACAUCUUCUGUGAAGUUUAUGUUUUCCUGUUUUCCGUGAAAGACUCACUAAGUGUCCAAAAUGAGACAGGACUGUACACUGUGGAAAAUUAAUGUGGCUAGCAAAUUAAACAAACACACAGACGAAAACAAUUUAUUUUUCAUGAAAAUUGCAGCCUGGUGACUGCUCUACAAAAACAUAUUUACCAUAUUAGCCAGUAAUUCUCGAGACAGACUUGGACGAUAAUGAGAGUGAAGGAAAACGUGACAUUUGCCUGCACCAGCUUGUAGACAGGAGUUACUGGGAGCUGUCUGCUAAACCUGUUUCAAAUACACAGUUGUUGGCCAAUUCCUGUUAGUUACAGAUGCCAGUGGCAGCGUCUGGAAAGAUCAUUUAUGACAAUAAAUGUCCACAUUUAGUGAGGAUAAAAGUACAGCCAGUGGGCUACAUGUCAGGAUACUAUCAGCCAAGUAACAGCAAUUCUAGGCUAACAGUGAAUCCAACAAUUGACUACCACGUUUCAACAUCUGUGUUAAAUCCGAUUUCUGUGCAGAUGGAAUUUCUUUUGAGCCACAAACUCAGGCAAACCCACAGCCUACAAAGCUGCUCAUGUGUAUACAACAUCCUCAUUUUCUCCUGACGCGCCAGAUGCUUCCUCUGCUGUCACCUUAAAGUUACACUACAGCACUGCACAGUUUAGCUGUCUCCUCUCUGACCUGCUGGAACACAGCACGUUGUGAUGGGACGGGCUUGGCAUGCGGCACACUGAUUCGCUGUUGUCUCCGGAUACUAAAGCCUCGCGCACAGUGCAUGCCUGUCCUCUGUUCUUUAGCUGUCAGUCCGUCCGGUCGGCUAGCAGCAGUCGGUGCUCGAUUGGCUUGGUCUGGAGAAACCAUGGCAGACCUGGGAGAUAAUGUUACAAUUCCUGAGUUCAGCUGCCUUCUCCAAAUGGAUCCCUACCUCAAACCGUACGAACAGGACUUCAGGAGGAGGUAUGAGUUGCUACAGAAGCAACUUUUCCUGCUGGAAGAGGCUGAGGGAGGCUUUGACCAGUUCACACGCAGUUACAAUACCUUCGGUGUGCAGCGAAGGCCUGACAACAGCCUGUAUUUUAAAGAAUGGGCUCCAGCUGCAGAAGCCCUCUUCCUUACAGGCGACUUCAAUGGCUGGGACAAAUUCUCCCACCGCUACACGAAGAAAGAAUUUGGCAAGUGGGAACUGAUUCUUCCACCCAAGCAUGACAACUCUCCAGCUGUGGAUCAUAACUCUAAACUCAAGGUGGUGGUUCACACAAAGGAGGGACAGCGUCUUUACCGGAUCUCGCCUUGGGCAAAAUAUGUGACCAAGGAGGAGAAAGCCAUCAUCUACGACUGGGUUCACUGGGAUCCCCCUCAGCCUUACAUACAUAUCCACCCUCGACCCAAGAAGCCCACGAGCCUGAGAAUAUAUGAGGCUCAUGUGGGCAUUGGCUCUCCAGAGGGGAAGAUCGCCUCAUACAACAACUUCACAACCAAUGUGCUGCCUCGCAUAAAAGACUUGGGUUACAACUGUAUUCAACUGAUGGCCAUCAUGGAGCAUGCCUACUAUGCAAGCUUUGGAUAUCAGAUUACAAGUUUCUUUGCUGCUUCCAGCCGCUAUGGGACCCCAGAUGAGCUGAAGCAGCUGAUUGAUGUGGCUCAUUCAAUGGGGAUUUUGGUGCUCCUGGAUGUCGUUCACAGCCACGCGUCCAAGAACACGGAAGAUGGCUUAAAUCGGUUUGAUGGAUCCGACUCUUGUUUCUUCCAUUCUCCACCCAGAGGGGAGCACAGCUUGUGGGACAGCCGUCUCUUUAACUACUCCAGCUGGGAAGUGUUGCGAUUCCUGCUGUCAAACCUGCGCUGGUGGCUGGAGGAGUACCGCUUUGACGGCUUCAGAUUUGAUGGUAUUACUUCCAUGCUGUACCAUCACCAUGGCAUCGGCACAGGUUUCACAGGGGACUACAGUGAAUACUUUGGCCUACAGGUGGAUGAAGAUUCUGUGGUUUACCUGAUGCUUGCCAAUCACGUUCUUCAUACCCUUUAUCCUGACUGCAUCACUGUUGCAGAGGAUGUGUCAGGGAUGCCAGCUCUCUGCAGAAAAGUGGAGGAGGGAGGACUUGGUUUUGAUUACCGAUUGGCAAUGGCUGUCCCUGACAAGUGGAUUCAGAUCCUGAAGGAGUUAAAGGAUGAGGAGUGGAACAUAGGCAAUAUCGUCCACACACUGACCAACAGGCGAUACGGAGAGAAGUGCAUAGCUUAUGCCGAAAGUCACGAUCAGGCUCUGGUUGGCGAUAAGAGCCUGGCCUUCUGGCUGAUGGACAAGGAGAUGUACACCAACAUGAGCUCCCUGAUCCCCAUGACAGCCAUCAUAGACCGUGGCAUGCAGCUGCAUAAGAUGAUCCGCCUCAUCACUCAUGGCCUGGGUGGAGAAGGCUACCUCAACUUCAUGGGAAAUGAGUUUGGCCAUCCUGAGUGGUUGGAUUUCCCCAGAGAGGGCAACAAUCAGAGUUACCACUAUGCCCGGCGGCAGUUUAACCUGGUAGAUAUGGAUCACCUGCGCUACCGUCAGCUCUACGCCUUUGACCGGGACAUGAACCGUACCGAAGACAAGUACGGCUGGCUGGCAGCUCCACCUGCCUUUGUCAGUGCCAAGCAUGAAGAGGACAAGGUCAUUGUGUUUGACAGGGCAAAUGUGCUCUUUAUCUUCAACUUCCACCCCAAUAAGAGCUUCCAGGACUACAGGGUGGCUGUAGAAGCUCCAGGAAAAUACAAAAUCAAGCUGGAUUCAGAUGCGGUUCAGUAUGGAGGUCACGGACGGCUGGACCACAACACGGAGUUCUUCACAAACUCCGAGCCCUUUAAUGGCCGCUCUAACUCCAUCAAGGUCUACAUCCCCUGCAGAACAGCUAUUGUCUUGGCCAACGAGGAGAUAGAUUACUGUUAUUAGAGGAUGAUUGUCUCCACAGAGAUCGGGAUUGAGAAUGGAUUCCAAACUCUGACUGAGUGUUAACAAUCACCUUCAUCUUAAUGUCAGCCUUGUACACCACCCAAACCUACUUUUUUUGUGUUCGAGCCUUUUUUCUAAAUGGGGGGAAAAAGCAUUGCUGGGCUGUGUGCUUUCAAAUACCAUCUGCAACCUAAGACGCUGUGUAACCCCAUUUACCACAGAUUGGUCCAUUUGGGAAGUGUCCAACCUAACCAGUAGCUAGAUGCUAAAACUCCAAACCCUGCCGAGUCCAUCCACCACUAGCCAGCAGCCAUUUAUAGGUACUCCUGCAUUUGGCAUGUCAUCUGAAAUACAUGACCGGCAACUGUGGCAGAGGAAAGCGGUACCAUAAAACCAGCAUUCAUUUAUUCAAAGAUAAUACAAGCUCAGGAAUGUUAGGCAUGUUUAAAUACAGCAUACAACGUUUAUUAUUUUGUAUUUAAAUAUAAAUAACAUUGUAGUUUCACAGAGAUGGCAAGCACUACAGUAUUACUAGCAUUUAAAAUCAAAAUAUGCAGGUAGGCUGUUUAAUCACUGGUGAUGUGUCUUUGUUAAUUUGCAUUGCGGGACAUUAUAGGUAUAAAUGUAUUGUAAUUUGCACAAAGUAUUGAACUGAUUUGAAUUACUGUACUUUUUAAUGAGUAUCUAAAACAGUUGUGUUGUAAUGUUUGAAUUUAUGCAGCUACUGGGAGCAUUUAAGUGGUUAUUUAUGGCUCAGUUAUUAAGCCAGUAAUUUGCAGCUAAAGCACUGAUAAAAUCACUUAAUUUGGAGUGUUCACAGUGUGUUGCAUAAUACACAAGCAACAUUUGGCUGAAUUAGGCCAUUUUGCCCACUUUGCGUAAAGUAUUGCAUAGUUUUCUCCCACACUAGAUCGCAUUAGAGUAGUUUGUGAAUUUUAUGUUACACCGUGCUACAAUCGACAAGAAGAACUAAACUACUGAAGAUCAGUUUGUCCUUUUGUGUUAGAAAAGACAAGGAUGACUAACACACUUGACUACUAGGAUAUGAUUUAUGUGCACCGUGUUCAUUAGGGAUUCCCCUGGGAAUAUUCCAGAAAAACACCGAAACGGCCUAAAUUCAUGCAGAGCGCCACACGUGCCUCCUCCAAUUAGCAGUGACUUUUGUGACUUUAGUUUCAACAGAGUUGAUGAUUGAAAAUUUCAAAGAGCAGCCACAGCCCUCAUUCUGUGUUAUAGCAUCCAUCACAGUACCUAUGUGAGGAGGUUAUUAAUUAGCUAAAACGUCCUACCAUCAUAAUAGGUGACUGCUGAACUCGUCUGCAAAAUGUCAUAAUGUGCUUUACAAAUGAGUGAUAUUCGGUCUGCUUCCACUCUUUACGUUGUCUUGUUUUUCAUCCUCCUGAAAGUUGGCAUAUCAUCACCAUCCAAAGCACUUUCUGAAUGUUUUAUCGAAUCAGCACAAGUAAAAAGGGAAACGAGAUUAUUAUGUGCAUCUCAGAUAAAGCUCAGAGGUUGUGCUAUCCUCAUCUAGAGCAUUAUUUCAGAUUCUGAGUCAUUUAACCACCUAUUGUAGCUUAUGGCAGGUUUUGAUCUGUGUCCUGUGCAGCUGGGGAAAAAAAACACACAUUAAUUUUCAGGACCACCCGUCUGUGUGCAGCCAAAAGUGUCAUGAACAUGUCAUUUCUUUUUUGUCUAAAAGCAAAUGCAUUCAAAAAGGCCUUUUCUCUGUCUUUCAAGGAGCACAGAGACGAUCACUCUGCAUAUAUUUUAGACAACGAGGUUGUGAGACUGAAUUGGAGAGUAUAAUCAUCCCUCAUCUGACCCAGUGUCAUUGUCAUUUUAGCACUGCCAAAAUGAAUUGUCUGCAGUUGUUCUCAAAAGUAAAAUUGAUGUCUGAUAUACUGUAACAAUUUCAGCAUAUUUCUUUCAUUAUUGCUAAUGAUAAUAAAUCAGUCCCUGUCAAACCACGA